AUGGCGGAAGGCGGGGAAUACCAUGCUCCGAACACCACGGCCAACGGAAAUGGCAAUGGCGACGGCUUCGCACAGCAGAAAUCUGAGCGAUCAUCCAAUGAACAACCUCCUCUGGAGCAGGUUGAGUCGAUACUGCGGUCAAGAGCGAACACACCGAACCCUUUCAGCCGACAGCACACAAGUCUAGACCUCGACGAUUAUUUUACUGGUCCUCGAGAUAUUCUGAAGCAUUCGAAAUGGCCCAUGUUCAUGCAGAUGCAUGGCAGUAUUUUGCCCAAGAUGAUCAUACCGCUGUUCAUCCUGGGUGGUUGGGCGUCGUGUAUAACAUUGGUCACGAAACUAACUGAUGUCAACCUCAGCGUGCAGUCGGUUCUUCUCACUGUCACCGGUUUCGUCGUCAGUCUCGGUCUGAGCUUCCGGAAUUCAAGUGCCUACGAACGAUACAUGGAAGGUCGAAAGUAUUGGACUCAGCUCAUCUUGACAUCGCAAAAUCUCGGACGCGUUUUCUGGAUUCACACCAAAGAACGCCCCGACAGCAAGGCAAAGGACGUCCUGGCUAAGCUGACAGCAAUGAAUCUGCUCGUCGCAUUCGCUGUCUCUCUUAAGCAUAAGCUGCGAUUUGAGCCCUACACCGACCAUGAAGACCUCAAGAACCUCGUCAGUCAUCUGGACACUUUUGCAUACCAGGCUACCUUGGAGACACCUGAAACGGCCUUGCCUCGGAAGCACAACAAGUUGAGGGCCACUGGCGAGUACCUCGGAGUGUCUUUUGCUGCCAGCAACCCUCGAAAGGCCAUCAAGAAAGCUGUCCGGCCCCUGGGAAACCUUCCUCUCGAGAUUCUGAGUUAUCUGGCCGCCUACAUUGAUGAGAUCAUCGAGGGUGGGCAACUCACAGUUCCCAUGCAACAGACUCUGGCCUUCAACAAUCUCGCUGCCCUCAACGACGUCCUCACGGGUACUGAGCGUGUCCUCACCACUCCUUUGCCUAUCGCUUACGCCAUUGCUAUUUCGCAAAUCACAUGGGUCUACGUGUUCCUCCUCCCUUUUCAGCUUGUCGGCGUUCUCGGCUGGGUGACGAUCCCCGCAACCGUCGCGGCCGGCUACAUCAUCCUUGGCCUGCUGUUCAUCGGGCGCGAGAUCGAGAACCCUUUCGGGCAGGACGUCAACGACUUGCCAAUGGAGCUGUACUGCGCACAGAUUGCCUCGGAACUCGACAUCAUCGCCUCGAAGCCCAAGCCUGCCGCCCGCCAAUGGAUCGAGAGCCUCGACAACAAGGUGCUGUGGCCGCUGAGCCAGAGCGGCUGGAACGUGUGGAUGCACCGGGGCGAGAGCAAGCUGCGCGAGGCCCUCGUGGCCAAGACGGAGCUAGGCUACGAGGACCGCCAGCCCGCAAGCAAGGCUGGCACUGUGGCCAAGAGCGACGCGACGACUGCUGUGAACAGUGUCUGA
Diaporthe amygdali is the source of this 1449-nucleotide messenger RNA. RefSeq lists its product as uncharacterized. NCBI's taxonomy places the organism in Eukaryota, Fungi, Ascomycota, Sordariomycetes, Diaporthales, Diaporthaceae. The record is from RefSeq and is a predicted model, not a curated record. Gene Ontology annotation, molecular function: chloride channel activity. The coding region runs from base 1 to 1449 and encodes 482 amino acids. The transcript has 5 exons.